Molecule: messenger RNA, 6551 nt
Organism: Brassica napus (rape)
Lineage: Eukaryota; Viridiplantae; Streptophyta; Magnoliopsida; Brassicales; Brassicaceae
Exons: 5
Coding region: 1-1032 (343 amino acids)
Molecular function (GO): RNA-DNA hybrid ribonuclease activity; nucleic acid binding
Source: RefSeq, a predicted model, not a curated record
AUGUCAAACACUUUAAAAUUUGUUAAUUUACAUUUUUGUACCACACUGUUGAAAAUAAGCUAUCAAUAUAAGCUAUCAGAGGUAUUACCACUGCCCACAGUGGCCCCAGAAGAGCGGGUUGACUGGCUGGCUAACGUUUGGAACCUUAAAGCCUCACAAAAGAUAAAGAUCUUCAUCUGGAACUCCCUACAUGGUGCCCUGCCAGUAGGAGAACAAUUUGCAAUUAGACAAAUUCCACUCCCCAACCAAUGCCCACGAUGCAGAGAUGAAGAAUCAAUAACUCAUGCACUGUUUACCUGCUCAUACGCUACAAGGGUGUGGAACCUAGCUCCUUUAGCAGGGCUUUUUCAUGCUAAUCUGGUGGACAGCACACUCUCAGGACUCGAUAGAUCAAGGAGGAUCCCAUCUCUGCCUCCAGUGGGUCUAGAUGCAGGAACGCUCUCAGCCUGGAUUGUAUGGUCCAUCUGGCUCUCUAGAAAUCAACUCCUCUUCCAACACAGAAGCUUUACUCUAGAAGAAACCAUAACCAAAGCUGUGACAGACGCCAGGGAGUGGACACUCGCCCAGAACCAUACCAACACCGCUUCGCCUCCAACACGGAUGAUCAAUCUUGAACCAAAUCCAAAUCGGCCGAACCAUCUCUCGAUCUACACGGACGCAGCCUGGAAUCCCUCGACGGACGGUGCAGGAUUUGGUUGGAUGAUUGAUGAUCCGAUCACACCAUCCCAACAUUCAGCGACCGAGACAUUUGUCUCAUCGCCCCUAAUGGCGGAAGCUUUGGCUCUUCGACAAGCCAUAAUCUUCGCCUUCAACCGUGGAAUUGGAUCCACCGUGAUACACUCAGACUCUCAAUCUUUAAUCAAGAUGAUCAGGAGCAACUCUUUUGUUUUGGAGAUCUACGGAAUCCUCCACGAUAUCUUCUCGCUCUCUAAUGCUUUCAGUUUGAUUGAGUUUAUGUUUACCCCUAGAGCUGCCAAUGAUAGGGCAGACUCUAUAGCCAAACAUGCAUUGUAUGCACUGAACCAAUUCUAAUUUUAAUCAAUUUGCGGUUUGCACAAAAAAAGAAGCUAUCAAUAUGAAUGAUCUGUCUACAAAUGCUAUUUUAAAAGUCUAUUAAGUUUCUGUUAUUAAAUAUAGUGACUGGUUUAAUUUUAAAUUUUAAUAAUACAAGUAAAUGACUGAUUUUUUAGAAAAAUAUAAUCAAGCUUAUUUUAUAUCUAUUCUAUUAAAAUACAAGUCAUAACUCCUUUUCAUGUGUGACAGAUAUUCCAUAUUUUCUGAAUUACAUUUGAAUAAAAAAAAUUCAUAUCUUUUUAUUUACAAUAUAAAUAUAUAUUUCAUUUUUCACUAAAGAAAACAUUUUAAAUAAUUUAAUUACUUAUGUAUUUGUUUAAAUAUAAAUGUAUAUUUUGUUUUUCACUUAAACAAACCUAAUAAAUAUUUAAUUAAUUUCGUAAUUAUUUAAAAUGUAAAUUUAUAAUUCAAUUUUUACUAAAAUAAACGUGUUUUAAAUUUGUGAUAUUAAUUUAACAAAAUAUUUUCAAUUAAAUUUUUGAUCUCUCGCAGUUAAGAUUUGUUAAUUUAGUUUUUUUUUUCUACCACACUGUUGAAAAUAGGUUAUCAAUAUGAAUGAUCGAUCUACAAAUACUAUUUUAAAAUUCCAUUAAGUUUCUGUUAUUAAAUAUAGUGGCCAGUUUAAUUUAAUAUUUUAAUAAUAUAAGUAUAUGACUUCUUUUUGUAGAAAAAAGAUAAUCAAGCUUAUUUUAUAUAGACCAUAUUCAUAUAUUAUUCAUUAAUGUCAUUGUUUUUUUUUUCUUGUGCAAUUUUUAAAGUGUAAUGGGUAUUGUAACAAUUUAUUUCAUUAACAUAAAUGACCGAUGAAUGAUUGAAAAAUAUAUUUCAUGUGAAUAUUUAUAUUUUCAGUGUACUUAUUAUCAAAUGUAAUUGUAGAUUUAAGUGUAAAUUAUAUAACAUGAUGUAUGAUAGAUAAAGAAUUAUAAAUAAAAGAAUUAACGUUUAAAAAUAAUUUUUAAAUAAUCCAAGAUGUUUGGGACAAAAACAAAGAUGGAGAGAAAAUUCAGUUUUAAAAGGACAAAAACAAAAACAAUGCAUUACAAUUUCCGGUUUAACGUUUUUUUUUUUACAAUUUCCGGUUUAACAAUUUAAAUGAAGCAGACAUUUUAUAAAUUACACUUAAUAUAGGUUAUUCAGUCAAAGAUUUAAUUCAUACAAAUAAUUUGAGUAACAUAUAUGUAUGAAAAAAAUCUAAAUACAAUAAUAAUCUUAAGGAAAUUAAUAUCUAAGUUAUUAUUAAAUUGAACAGAAUUUUUCGUAAGUAUCACAUAAUGUAAGGUUUUAUUUAGUCUUCAUGUUUUAAUAAGAAAGGUGUCACUAAUAAUUUGAAACAAUAAAUUAAAUUACUGCAUGCAAACUAUAAAAUUGUUGUUUUGAAAAUAUUGUAUUAAACUAUUAGUAAUAUGGUAACUAUUAAAAUUAUGGGGUUUUUUCAAAUAUGACCUAAAAUUUCAAGUCAAACACAAAAAUAACCCAUAUUUUUUUUUAAACUUUCUUUUUCCCUAUUUCUUUUUUUGAAAAUGAUUAUUUUAUCUUAUUAUCCUCAUCUUCCAAGUAUUUAUAAUAUUGUCAUUGUCAUCAAUACACUAACUACCAUGAACAACCAAUUUGAAGCUCUUAAUGCACCAUAGUUUCGAUUUUUACUCUUCAUAUCUCAUUAGUUAUGCACACAAAUCACAUCUCUUUCACUCUCCCUUCAAAUUCAUCCAAAAAAACUAAGAUUUUGAUUUGAAGCUUUGUAAGGUUCAUAGAGACAUUGAAGCUCAUGAUUUGUGGUCAUUAACGACUUGGUAGCUUUUGUGGUGAAGUUCUGAGUGCUUGGAGAAGCACAGCAAGUAAUCUCAUAGGCUCAAAGUAUGAAAUCAUUUUUUUUCUCAGAUCUAUUCGCGAAGACUUUCAGAAGACUUUCUGAAGACUUCGCUAGAUGUGUUCUCCAAAUCACAUCUCUUUCACUCUCUCUUCAAAUUCAUCCAAGAAAACUAAGAUUUUGAUUCCAAGCUUUGUAAGGUUCAUAGAGACAUUGAAGCUCAUGAUUUGUGGUCAUUAACGACUUGGUAGCUUUUGUGGUAAAAUUCUAGGUGCUUGGAGAAGCAAAGCAAGUAAUCUCACAGGCUUAAAGUAUGAAAUCAUUUUUUUUCUCAGAUCUAUUCGCGAAGACUUUCAGAAGACUUCGGAAAGACUUUCUGAAGACUUUGCUAGAUGUGUUCUCCAUCAAGAGAGAAGUCUUCUAACUUUCCUAUAUUAAGAAAAAAAACCAAAAAUCCCAGAGAAUACUAGAAGUCUUCUCGAAUAACUAGGUUAGUUUUGCAAUUGACCGAAGUUUGUCAAAAAUUUGACUUUUUAUAGAAGACUUCUCGGGAAGUCUUCUCAGGAAAAACUUAUAUAGAAGUCUUCUGAAAGUUUUUUCGAAGUCGUCUCACUGUCGAAAGAAGUCUGCCUUGGUUACUCUUGCAAUUGAAAAAUAAUAGUGAAACAUUUAGAAGUCUUCUCAAAUUUUAUUCCGGGUUUCGGUCAAACCUUUGGUUACAAGAGAAGAGUCUUCUGACGGAAGACUUCUAGAGAAGUCUUCUCUAGAAAAGUCAAAUAUAGUCAAUUGCAAAAGUAUUUCAGGUAGACUUCUUGCAACACUGAGAAGGGUUUAAGAAGACUUCCGAGAAGUCUUUUAUAAAAAGUCAAGUUUCUAACAAACUUCAGUCAAUUGCAAAACUAACAUGUUUAUCCGAGAAGACUUCUCGAGAAGUCUUCUCUGGCAUUUUUGAGAAUUUUUUUAAUUCAAAAUUAAACCAAUAUUUACAAAGGAAAAAUUCUCAAGAUGUCUUCUGUAGAGUAGACUUCUUAAGAAGUCUUCUUUCAUAAAUUCGCAAUUGCAAAAAUGACCUAAAUAGAAGACUUCUAAAGAAGUCUUCUCGGAGAAGACUUUCGUAGAAGUCUUCUCUUAGGAAAUCUUCUAUGUCAAUCUUUAUAUAUAAACUACACUUUCAAUCCCUCCUGGUGGUGCCAGCUCGGAUUACACGUCAGAAAUAGGAAGCCUCCCGCGUUGACACGUCAGAUAUGCUCCGUAUCACUAAAGCUUUGUUCUGUCCGAACGGGCUUCACGUGGGCUUUGUGUUGCGCUUCGACUGCGGCCCAUCGACCACAAGCUUCUACGGAAACCCUAAUCAGUUGCGAUGCGAACCACUUUGUGUUCUUCGUUUCUCUUUGAUCGCGCAGUGACGAUCCAGUUAUCUAAGCAGCACACUACUUGGUCAUCCUUCAUCUUCCUAUCCAUCAGUUGCGAUUGCAUUCGGUAUAUAUAUGCACCUCACGGAACCCUCAAACAAUCUAAUCCUUCAACAAUCUUCUUCAGAUCCUCCUUUAUCUUCUUUCUCCGUUAGAAGCAAUUGUUUCUAAGAGACAUCUAAAUUGAAAUUUCAUCCUAGAUUCUUAUUAAUGGCAGUCUGUAAGUUAAAUUUCCCUUUUUGUUCUUUCUGUGCACAUGUAAUUUACAUUUGCUCAAUUUUUUUUUGCAUCUGUGUUUGACGUUUGAAAAUCUAAAUCCGAUUUCAAAAUCAUGGAUCUGGAAAUUAAUGAUGCGCUGGCGAUGGAAAUUUGUCGUGAUACCAGCAUAAAUUCACAGGACGGUUGGCGUUCCUCUCCGGCGUGUAAGUUUACGGAAACAUAACACUUUUUCAUUCUUUAUGAAUCUCCAAGAAAUAAAGGAAUCUUUGUGAUAUACAAUCAGAUCUUUAACAGACUAAGUUGUUUACAUUCAGAUAGAAUCGUUCAUCGUUAUAUGAAAAAGAUACAUGCUUUUGGAUUAACAGAGCAAUCUAUGGCUUGCUAAUUUUGGAGUGGCUAGGAUUGGAGCUCGUAAUCCAAAUGACAUGACUGAAGAAACUGGUACUCUUGGAUACGUGGCUCCAAAGUGAGAACGUCUCAGCCGAGAAGAUCAAGAGCUGAUGCAGAAGCUUCCUGAUUCCAGCAAAUCAAACGCCGUUGAACAACAUAAAAUCUGUUUCACCCAAUUCAAAACUCUCCUUCUUUUACAGGAUUCAUUUGGUAAGAAGCUGAUGGAUAGGAUCCGGCCAACCCAACCCCGGUUCCUGCACAGUACUCUUCGUCCGCCUCUACCACGGUGUCUCAACCCAACUCCGGUUCCUGCCAUGUUGAUGCAGAUCCACAGCGACACUAUAGGUGUUGCCAAAUCUGCACUUUAAUCCUCCUAAGUUCAAUCUCAUACCGCAAAUUUAGAGACACGGUGUGUGACACCCCCGAUCGUAGAUGACCAGAAAUGACACGGUCGAUGUUUCUCGAAUGUCGAUCUGAGGUUCUCAGAAUACUUCCGAUCGCCAUAGAGCAACAACCAAAGAACACCAACGCUCCUAUCGGAUAUAACUCUAGGCUUUUUAACCCGACAAAGCAAUACCCGAUAGUUAGUUCGUCCGGACGAGGACUAAUAUCAUAUGGAACCCGUACUUAAAAAAACAUCCUUUAUAUAUCAAUCAAAAGCAUCUUACGAAAUUUGUUAUAAAUUAACCUCGAGGUUUUCGGUCUACAAAUCUUAUUCAUAAGAUAUAUCAAAAUAACUUUGCAAGGAUAAUAAAACUACCGCUGGCUAAUGUUGUUCCUUCCCGUCCUAGAGUAAGGUCUCCCACCUACUGGUUACAUGCAUCACAAAUGAGUCAUGAGUAACUAAUUUACUCAGUGAGCCUAGUCCCGCACCCCAACAUAUAUCAAUAAUAUCUCAAGCAAUCAACUUCAUUUGUAUGCAGUGGAAAUAUAUUCCAUAACUAAUAAAAAUACAUAUUUAAGGUCUAUCCUUCCAUCAUUGUGAAUCUAAUCAUAUACCUCACUUCCUAUUCUCGUCUCUCAUAUCAUUCAUAUAAUCAUAUAUAUAUAUAUAUACCAGACCCGAGAAACCACAAAGGCUAAACGAGUCUAGCGAGUUAGCAUCACCAUCAUCGCCAUCAGAUAUUCAAAAAUUGAACAUCUUAACGCUGCAUGCAGUUAUACGGCCUCCAGGGUGCGACCCCAUCAUCGUGUCUUCGUGACCUUGUUCCAUAUCGCAGGACCAAUUCACGGUGAUCAUCAUUCAUAUGAGAAUAUUUUGGAAGACAGGUUUAUAAUAAGAUUUCACAUGAUUAAUACUUCCAUACUUAAUUAUAUUUAAUACUAUACAUAUGUAUUAGUAUUUGAGAACAAGUACUAAGGUUUGGAAUAAACCUCUAUGAUCAUUCAUAAAUAUUUAAUAAGUGUUUACACUAAGUAAACAUCUUACCAAUUCAAUAUUGAUCAAGAGACAAAGCCUAUUAAUCAUCUACAAUCAGUACAUUCAAUCAAGAAAUAUUCAUUCACUACUCACCACUCAUCUAUGUAGACUCACCUUUGAUUCCAUGAGAUUGGCUAGGGAAGACUAGAAUCAAGCUCAACUAAUAACACUCCAUUUCACUCCGAUUUCCUCAAGCUUUAAGAUGAACUUGGUUGAUAUAAACUUCAAG